AUUUUCCUAAUUUUGAUAGUGGUAAAGGAUAAUUCGUUAAUCCCAAGUGUCUCUCCCCGUUCGGUUCAUAUGCAGAAGAAGUAAAUCGCAGGACAGGCAAGUGGUCGGGAUUUGAUCCCAAAACUCAACCCCCACCAUGCAGUUGGGGACUUGUCUGUAUCUUCAGUCAAUAGGGAAGGUAGUAGUAACCCCUUGCUGUCGCCAUUGCCAUUGGAUGUAUCUUCAAUCAACAGGGAAGGUUGUUAUAACCUCUUGCUAUCGCCAUUGCCAUUGUUUGUAUCUUCCCUCUCUCGAUCUCAAAUCUCAAGAAGUAGCCAGCCCCCCUCGAGUGCCCAUCUCUUUGGAUCUGUAUUCUUUUACUUUUCUAGAUCUUGUCACAUUCUUGUUCAGGCGCUGAGCCAUGAGGAUCGAGGGUAGUGGUAGCAGACUCUCACCGUCCCGGGAGUACUUCGUUUUUGCUUAUUACGUGACCGGCCAUGGCUUCGGACACGCCACUCGUGUUGUCGAGGUUGUGCAGCACCUUGUUGCCGCUGGACAUGAUGUUCAUGUUGUAACUGGUGCUCCUGAUUUUGUGUUUACGAGCAAUAUACAAUCUCCAAAGCUUCACAUUCGCAAGGUUUUAUUAGAUUGCGGUGCUGUUCAAGCUGAUGCUUUAACAGUGGACCGGCUUGCAUCUUUGGAGAUGUAUCAUCAGACAAUUGUGGUUCCUCGGGAUUCUAUAUUGACAACAGAAGUCGAAUGGCUGAAGUCCAUCAAUGCUGAUUUAGUGGUCUCAGAUGUUGUUCCUAUAGCAUGCCGAGCAGCAGCAAAUGCCGGGAUUCGCUCAGUUUGUGUAACUAACUUCAGUUUGCCUCCAUUGACUGUCAUUCUUGUUGCCUCGAUGCUCCCUGUCUUGCAGUUCAGCCUGUCUUAUACAACUUCUUUGAUCUUUACGGGCCUUAAGCCAUUGAGCUGCCAACCAGAUUGCGCCAAUGCCAGGUCAUCAUGCCAGGAGGAGAUUUAUGUUGCAAGAGCACCUGGGAGGUUGGAUGUGAUGGGAGGAAUUGCAGAUUAUUCAGGGAGCCUUGUCUUACAGAUGCCUAUCAAAGAAGCCUGCCAUGUUGCUGUGCAAAAGAACCAUCCUAGUAAGCAGAAACUCUGGAAACAUGCUCAAGCACGGCAGCAGGCAAAAGGACUAGGGUCUAUUGCUGUGCUGCAAAUUGUGUCAUUUGGUUCAGAGUUGAGCAAUCGUGCACCGACCUUUGACAUUGACCUCUCCGAUUUAAUGGAUGGAGAACAACCUAUGUCAUAUGAAAAGGCUCGCCAAUUGUUUUCACAAGAUCCUUCUCAGAAGUGGGCAGCAUAUGCUGCUGGAACAGUUCUAGUCUUGAUGGCUGAGCUUGGUGUUAGAUUUACACAAAGUAUAAGCAUACUGGUUUCUUCUGCUGUUCCGGAAGGCAAGGGCGUCUCCUCUUCUGCUGCAGUUGAAGUGGCUACUAUGUGUGCAAUUGCUGCAGCUCAUGAUCUGAGAAUUGAACCAAGGGAUAUCGCAUUACUUUGUCAAAAGGUUGAAAAUCAUGUUGUUGGAGCUCCCUGUGGAGUGAUGGACCAAAUGACAUCUGCAUGUGGGGAAGCAAACAAACUGCUAGCCAUGGUUUGCCAGCCUGCAGAAGUAAAGGAACUUGUCCCUAUUCCAUCUCACAUAAGAUUCUGGGGUCUUGAUUCUGGUAUCCGUCACAGUGUUGGUGGAACUGACUAUGGAUCUGUUAGAAUAGGUGCCUUUAUGGGGCGCAGGAUGAUCAAGUCUGAAGCCUCUUCUUUGCUGUCAGACUCUCUAGGGGGUAUCGAGCCUCAACAAGUUGGUAAAAUGACUCCUGAUGACUCUGAUGAAGGACAUGGAAUUGAGAUACUUAAAACUGAAGCAUUAUUGGAUUAUUUGUGCAAUAUAUCGACACACCGAUAUGAAUGCCUGUACACAAAGAAACUUCCAGAACGCAUAAGUGGAGAGGAAUUCUUGACAAAAUAUUUGGAUCACAAUGAUGUAGUAACCAUUAUUGAUCCCAAGCGCACUUAUGCAAUCAAGGCUCCUACUAAACAUCCAAUUUAUGAGAAUUUCCGUGUUGAGGCCUUUAAAGCCUUGCUAACUGCAGCCCAAACUGAUGAACAACUAUGUUCCCUUGGGGAACUGAUGUAUCAGUGUCAUUACAGCUACAAUGAGUGCGGGCUUGGCUCAGAUGGAACGGAUAGGCUUGUAAACCUUGUGCAAGAAAUGCAGCACUCUAAAUCCUAUCAAGAUGGAAGUGCAAGUUUAUUUGGUGCAAAAAUCACUGGGGGAGGCUCUGGUGGCUCAGUUUGUGUUAUUGGAAGAAAUUGCAUUCAAAGUACUGAAGAAAUUCAGAAGAUUCAGCAAAGGUAUAAAUCUGCAACUGGCUACUUGCCCUACGUUUUUGAAGGCUCAUCACCGGGUGCUGGAAAAUUUGGUUAUCUAAGAAUACGCAUGCGGCAAUCCUUACCAGACGCCUCUCCAAGGAACUAAGUCACACAUACUUGCAAUUGAAAUAUUAGCUCAGUUAAUAAUUUGGUCCCUAGAGUAGCACAAACAAUUAUAUAUGAAACUCGCUGACCGCCAUCACAAUUGAAAUCAUUGCCCUUGUAAAAAUUUAUGUUGGAUAAGUGUGACGAUCUUUGAAAAUCUUUGAGUUUGUAUUUACAGUUGCUACUCAAUUACUAUUGUUUAGCUCCAUCUCAAAUAAAUGUUGCUUCCUUGAUUCAUGUCAA
Molecule: messenger RNA, 2757 nt
Organism: Zingiber officinale
Lineage: Eukaryota; Viridiplantae; Streptophyta; Magnoliopsida; Zingiberales; Zingiberaceae
Product: L-arabinokinase-like
Exons: 19
Coding region: 401-2515 (704 amino acids)
Molecular function (GO): ATP binding
Source: RefSeq, a predicted model, not a curated record